This is a messenger RNA of Lutra lutra (Eurasian river otter), 426 nucleotides long. It is a transcript of the gene C16H17orf114, whose product is annotated as chromosome 16 C17orf114 homolog. Bases 181 to 420 code for a protein of 79 amino acids. The record is from RefSeq and is a predicted model, not a curated record. Lineage: Eukaryota; Metazoa; Chordata; Mammalia; Carnivora; Mustelidae. The transcript has 2 exons.
ACCCGUCCACCUCUUCCCUCCUCCCUCUUCUCCUCCGUCCAUCCCCUGGCGCCUGUAAUCACCAGGCAGUCUGAGGCUAAGUGGUAGUUUGGGCUGCGCUGGGGGGGCUUGGAAGCCACACCCCUCCUCCUGGGGACCUCCUGGCCAUUCCCCAGCAUCCUGGUGUCCUCCACUGUUGAGAUGGGUCUCAAGGGGGCAUGGUGCUUCCCAUGGUGUGGGUGCCGGAGACAGCGGGGGACUGAGAGAGAAGCAGGCCUGGAUCCCGCGGCCCCUCCAGACCCGAAUCCCAGCCCAGCUCCAGCCCCCAUCGUGGCCGAGGGAGGGAUACCCUCCUCCGGCGCUUACUUCAGCCGGAAAGCCCGACUCUCCUUCCGCCACCAGCUGCACGACCUCGCAUCCGCCAACGACUCCACCAUCUGAUGGGGA